Messenger RNA from Amoebophrya sp. A120, 1321 nucleotides. The record is from the annotation of a GenBank genome assembly. NCBI's taxonomy places the organism in Eukaryota, Dinophyceae, Syndiniales, Amoebophryaceae.
GUCACAUUGCCAGGAAUGAAGGAGGUCUACCCGCCAUUCCGAGCAGCUGACGGACCGUAAUGGAGCACCACAGCUGGACCCAGCACGGCGUCCGAGAACUACACCCGCGGCUGGUGUUGCCCAGCUUCUACGAUCCGGGGGCCUGCUUGCACAGCGUCUAGUCAAAGCGGGUGCCAGGACAAAGAAAUCGAAAAGAAAGUGUCGCUAGGUGCUGUCGUGUUAUCUUCUAGUAGCUCCUUAGUACGCGGCAAAAAUGCUCGGCGAAUCGUCGACAUCGCACCGGCCGCACAAUCUGCAGGCCGGCGGGUCUUCUGGUUCGAGAAGCGGAAUGAACUACAACUCGUCCGGUAAUAAGAAUGGCAGGCAACAUCAACCUGCCUCAUUCCAGCGUCUGUCCGUCUACGCGAAAGAUUUACUGGACACCAGCGGGCAGUCGGUCGACGAGCUCUUUCGUAAGUACGGCAACUACGACCAGUCUGCGGGUGCUGGUGUCGUGUCAUCGUACUACACUAGUGCAGCGCGGUUCGGAAGGCGGCGGGAGCGGAAUCCGGUGCGGGCCGCCCUGAUGGAGAACAGUUUGCGGGACCACCGGCAUUUGCACCUGUUGAAACCGCUGGCCAAGUGGGACUCACUCUUUUUCGGCGGGGAACAAGAUGAUGAACUACAACACGCGGGCAGCGGGGGCGCACCAGCCGGUUUGUUCGGCGCAGCUGGCGUCGCCGCAGCUUUGAGUACAAGAGCCUUGAAGUCAACUGGAGCAGGAUCAACACUGGGGGCCGGCGCUACGACUGACGUGAAAUCCCCGAAUAGAGGUGGAACAAGUGGAGCAGCAGCCGGUAAUAGUAAAGACGUCGGUGAUAGUACCCUCCACCUCGACGCUGGCACGACAAAGAUGACGCAGAUGGACUACCAGCUGGAGAAACAACGAAUCGUCGACACCGCCAAGAUGCAGAGCACGCACCGAUUCCGCGAGGAGCUGGGCGACAGCUUGGUCCGGAAUUUUCGCCCGGACAAGGGCCAGAAGGGGUUCUACGGUCACCUCGGCGCGGUUCCUAUCGACGACGCGGCCGUGGGGAGCAAGAUGAAGAGCGAAGCGAAGGACUCCCCCCUGUUCAAGGGGCUGAAGGCGCCGUUAGAUUUGGAGUACUACCAGCAGCACAACAAGACCCCCCGGUCCUUCCCGUUAAACGCGUGGACCACGCCCGUUUGGUUUCAGCAAUUUCUCAAUGUCCCGGAGUUUCGCGACGCUAUUCUGACGCUGGACCGGUCGGGGGAAAACACCAGCCGCCUGAUCACCGCGAUGCUGGAGUUUUUGGCCGAG